Messenger RNA from Sphaeramia orbicularis (orbiculate cardinalfish), 10061 nucleotides. It is a transcript of the gene arfgef3, whose product is annotated as ARFGEF family member 3. Gene Ontology annotation, molecular function: guanyl-nucleotide exchange factor activity. The coding region runs from base 438 to 7337 and encodes 2299 amino acids. The transcript has 42 exons. Gene Ontology annotation, biological process: regulation of ARF protein signal transduction. The record is from RefSeq and is a predicted model, not a curated record. Lineage: Eukaryota; Metazoa; Chordata; Actinopteri; Kurtiformes; Apogonidae.
AAUAAGCCGAAUCUGGAUUCCAUGAGGAGCGCAGGUAUGAGCAGGACCGGAUUUGAAAACAGGGUAUAUUGAGGGAGAGGUGUGAUGUGACGAUGACAGAGGGGCUUUUUCGAAUUGAACUGACCACGUCUGGAUUGGUGACAAUUUAUGUCGAUGAGAGGAAAUGUUUAGUGUGUGUUGGCUGUAAACGGUAACGGUGGAUGUUUCUGCGCAGACGCUUCCUCCUUCGGCUUCAGAGGAUUGACGGUUGGCCUGACAUCAUCGGGUGCUCGUUGGGAAUGAAUCAUCGCCUUCAUUAGGAGGGUUCUGGGAUGCUGUCACCGUCACUGCACCUUUAACACUACCAGACAAACCCCCACGUACACAAACGCAACCGCCGCAGCUCGCCUGGUUUCUUAUUUAAGCAUUUUAAGCCGUGGACAGACCUCGGAGCCAGCAUGGAGGAAAUCCUGCGAAAGCUGCAGAAAGACGCGUCCGGCCACAAGCACAAAGCCAUCCGCGAUGCCUGCGUGUACGCCUUCGAAACCCUGGAGUUGCAGAAUGGAACUGCCAAGAUUUCCCCUUCACAACUUAGAGAGCGCUGUCUGCUGCCUUUACAAAUGGCCCUGGAGUCGAAAAAUGCCAAACUGGGACAAACGGCACUUACUGGCAUGCAGAGGCUCCUGUGUGAGGACAGGUUUGUGGGUGGUGUUGGCAUGGAAUUGGAGGUCCUGGAGAAACAACUGCUUAGCCAGAUGCUGGAUGCUGUCAGAGUCACCCCGUCUCUCCAUGAAGACCUGCAAGUGGAAGUCAUGAAGGUCCUGCUGUGUAUCACCUACUCUUCAAACUUUGACAUUAAUGGAGACUCCAUCCUCCGAAUUGCUGAGGUGUGUAUCGAGACCUAUGAGUCCAGCUGUCACCAGCGCAGCAUCAACACGGCAGUCAGAGCCACGCUGAGCCAGAUACUGGGAGACCUGACACUACAGCUGCGACACCGACAGGAGGGAGCAGAUGGAGAUGAGGUGACUGCUCCACCACUGCAGAGAAGAGAUAUUUCUCCCACUAGCCAAGCUCUGUGUGAAGAUGUGGUGAUGGUGCUGACAGUUUUCUGUGAAAAACUGGAGUCGGUGGACAGUGAUAAUCAGCUCCUGCAGCUCCUGUACCUGGAGUGCAUCCUCUCCAUGCUCAGUAGCUGUCCGCCCACAAUGCAUCUGUCCAGAGGUUUCACUGACCUUGUAUGGAAACAGCUGUGCCCAUCCCUGGUGGCGAUCAUGGGAAAUCCAGUCAAUGACAAAACCAUCACCUCGCACCACAGCCUUAUAGGGGUGCCAGACCGGGAAAGACUCUCAGACAGACUUAGUUUAGGGAUUGGUUUGGAGGUAGAGUCCACUUCUGGUGGGGGGGUAUCUGAUCAAGGCAGAGGAUCGGGCUGCUCAUCCAGUGCCCCCGCCAGGAUAGCACCGGUGGUGCGGACAGUGUGCUACAUCGCUGCAGAGCUGGUGCGUCUGGUGAGCUGCGUGGAGUCGAUGAAGCCUGUGCUGCAGUCACUUUAUCAUAGGAUCCUUCUUUACCCCCCUCCUCAGCACCGUACUGAGGCCAUCCGCAUCAUGAAGGAGAUUUUGGGCAGCCCUCAGCGGCUGUACGACCUUGCUGGUCCAUGUGUGGCUGAGUCUGAAACUAGAAAACGCUCCUUCUCAAAGAGGAAAUCCCACCUGGAUCUGCUCAAGCUAGUGAUGGAUGGCAUGACGGAGGCCUGUAUGAAGGGAGGCAUUGAGGCCUGUUACUCUUCAGUCUCAUGUGCCUGUGCUCUCCUCGGGGCGCUGGAUGAGCUGUCCCAGGGCCGAGGUAUCCAACCUGAGCAGGCUCGACUUCUCCUCAGGCGACUGGAUGAUCUGAAAGAUGGGACAGAGUCAACACGAGAGUCCAUGGAGAUCAACGAGGCAGAUUUCAGGUGGCAGAGACACAUCCUGUCCUCUGAGCAGCCUCCGUGGGACCCCAGCUCUUCUUCCUCAAACAUGGCCACCACAGGGGCCACUGAACGCAGUCCUGACAUAAGCAUCAGUAUCACCACGGAAACAGGUCAGACCACCUUGGAUCUGGAGGUAGGGGAGCUAAACCUAGGUUUGGGCCACACCACUCCUGAGGACUGUGGAGAGGAUGCACCGCUUCCCUCACCAUCAUCUUGCAUGGGUCAGGAGGGAACCAAACGACAUCCGGUCCUUAGGCCUGACCGAGUUAGCCAGAGGGAAGAGGGAGGAGGAGGUACAGGAGAUGUUGAAGUGGGAAGAGAGAAAGAAAAAGGGGUAGGAGGAGGAGAAAGAGGAGGUGCUGUUCCUCCUGAUGUGGUACAGCGAAGCCAUGCCCUCGUCUACCCUGACAUCACCAACUUCCUGUCUGUGGAGUCCCGGGCCAGAUCUCAUCAUGGUGGAUCACGAUACAGUGAGAGCAACUUCAGCAUGGAGGAGCAGGACUUGUCACGAACAGAGUUUGACUCCUGUGACCAGUACUCCAUGGCUGCCGAGAAGGACUCAGGGCGCUCAGACGUGUCCGAUAUUGGCUCUGACAAUGUCUCACUGGCUGACGAGGAGCAGCAGACACCUCGUGACUGCCCGGGCCACCGCUCCCUUCGUACCGCUGCUCUGUCCCUCAAACUGCUCCGCAACCAGGAGGCCGACCAGCAGAGUGCCAGGCUGUUUAUCAAGUCGCUGGCGGCGUUGCUGCCUCGGCUGUUGGGAUUGGCCACGGCCACAGAAGUGGACCUGUCAUUGCAAAACUUCUCCUCCACUUUCUGUUCAGGGCUGCAGGCUGGUGGGAUCCACUCUCCAGGUUUUGAGGCAGGUGACACUCUUAGCUGUCAGUCACUGAUGAAUGCAGACGGCCUUUACCUGGUGUCGUACUACGCUCUGCUCCUCAACCUCAAACUCUGCUGCUGUGACUACUACAGACGGCGAACACUUACCCCUGUCCUCAGCCUGAAGGAGUUUGUUCGUCUGAUCCAGAGCAGUGGUGUCCUUGUGGUACUGUCUCAGGCCUGGAUCGAGGAGCUCUACCACCAGGUGUUAGAGCGUAACCUGCUGGCUGAGGCUGGGUAUUGGGGCUCGCCGGAGGACCAUGCACUGCCACUUCUCACCAUGCUCACAGAUAUUGAUGGUUUGGGAAGCAGUGCCAUUGGAGGUCAGCUGAUCAGGAGGGUGUCCAGCAAAUCACCACUCAGCUGUGACAAGACUGGAAGUGACACUGUGAUGGCAGGAGCUGUGUUCUCCCGCUUCAUCCUCACCGGUGUGUGGAAGAACCUGAUCGAUGUGCUGUCCACGCCACUGACAGGCCGCAUGGCAGGCAGCUCCAAGGGUCUGGCCUUCAUCCUGGGAGCAGAAGGGGUCAAAGAGCAAAGCCAGAGGGAGAGAGACACCAUCUGCCUGAGUUUAGAUGGCCUACGCAAAGCUGCUGCGCUCAGCUGUGCGCUGGGUGUGGCUGCCAACUGUGCAUCAGCUUUAGCCCAGAUGGCUGCCGCCUCCUGUGUGCAGGAGGAGAAGGAGGAGAGAGAGUUGGGAGAGACCGGAGAUGCCAUCACACAAGUAAAGCAACGUGUGGAGCAGCGUCUGGAGCAGAUUGGUCGUCCUCAGGGAGUUCGCCUCCAUACUGCUCAUGUUUUGUGUAUGGAUGCCAUCUUGAAUGUGGGGCUAGAGAUGGGCAGCCACAACCACGACUGCUGGCCUCACAUCUUCAGGGUGACUGAGUACAUCAGUUCACUGGAACACACCCACUUCAGUGAUGGCUCAUCACAGCCCUCCUCACUGACCACCAUCACCCAGCAGAGCCAGCAGGCAUCCAGCGUAGACCUGGGUUUAGAGCUGAGCUGUGAGACCAGCCCGGAGGCCUCUGAACUGGGCCUAAGCCAGCCAGUCAUCCAGCCCCUGUCCAUCCAGGAGCUGCUGAAGGAGAGCAGCAGGGCAGGCAGGGGCCUGGACCUGAAAAGUGGCAGCCUAAUGACUGGGACCAGUGCCGCUAAGGCCGUGUGCACUCUGUCCACACAAGCUGACAGGUUGUUUGAAGAAGCAGCCACUAAGCUGAACCUGGUGGGUCUGGUCGGUUUCCUGCAGCAGCUCCGGAAAGCUUCCCAGUGUCAGCUGUUCGACUCUGUUACAGAGACUGGAGACUAUUCACUGGCAAUGCCUGGUGAGGCCAAGUCAACACAGGACCGCCGUAGCGCUCUUCAUCUCUUCCGUCUGGGCGAGGCCAUGCUUCGUAUCGUCAGAAACAAGAACCGACCAUUGCUCCACAUGAUGAGGGCCUGGAGUGUAGUGGCACCUCACCUGGUAGAGGCGUCAUGUCACAAAGAACGCAAUGUUUCCCAGAAGGCCGUUUCCUUUAUCCACGACGUUCUCACAGAGGUGCUGACAAGCUGGGCGGAGCUUCCCCACUUCCACUUCAAUGAGGCGCUGUUCAGGCCCUUUGAGCACAUCAUGCAACUGGAGCUCUGUGAUGAGGAUGUACAGGACCAGGUGAUAACGUCAAUAGGUGAGCUGGUUGAGAUGUGUUCUCCUCAGAUCCUUUCAGGAUGGAGGCCUCUAUUUAGUGCUCUGAGGACUGUGCACAGCAGUAAAACUGACACUAAAGACUACUUGUUGGGAGAGUACUCCAUGGGGAAGUCCCAGGCUCCGGUGUUUGACGUCUUUGAGGCUUUCAUCAACACUGAUAACAUCCAGGUUUUUGCCAAUGCUGCCACCGACUACAUCAUGUGUCUAAUGAAGUUUGUGAAAGGGUUAGGAGAAGUGGAUUAUAAGGAGAUUGGAGACUGUGUUCACGUGUCUGGUUACAGCUCCACAGACCUUUGUCUGCCUGCACUUGAUUACCUCCGCAAAUGUUCACAGCUGCUGUCAAAGAUCUACAAGAUGUCAUCCAAGCCAGUUUUCCUUGGGGCGCGGCUUGCCAGCCUGCCGAUGAGAUCCCAGGAGCGCUCCAUCAGCAGCGAGGAUGGGAUGGACUGUGUGCUGCAGGAGUUUGACGAUGACACCGGUCUGAUCCAGGUGUGGAUUUUGUUACUGGAGCAGCUGACAGCAGCCGUUUCAAACUGUCCUCGCCAACAUCAGCCUCCGACCCUGGAGCUGUUGUUCACUCUGCUCAGAGAGGUUACCACUAUACCAGGUCCAGGUUUCGCCAUCUUCUCCGUCAUCCAGCUGCUCCUUCCUGUCAUGUCACUGUGGCUGCAGCGUAGCCAUGGUGACCACUCCUACUGGGAUGUGGCAGCGGCCAACUUCAAACAUGCCAUUGGCCUAUCCUGUGAACUGGUUGUGGAACAUGUCAACAGUUUCAUACACUCAGAUAUUGGUUAUGAGUCCCUGAUAAACCUGAUGUUGAAGGAUCUGUUCAAGCUGCUGGUGGCCUGUGUGUCUGAACCUGCAGAGACCAUCUCCAGAGUGGGCUGCUCCUGCAUCAGGUAUGUGCUGGUGACAGUGGGUCCAGUGUUUACAGAAGAGAUGUGGAGGUUAGCCUGCUGUGCUCUACAGGAUGCUUUCUCUGCUACAUUAGAACCUGUCAAGAACCUUCUGGCAUGUUUCCACAGUGGAUCAGACAGUUCAAAUGGAGACGCCUGUGAGGUGAAAGUGGCAGCUCCGUCACACUCGCCCUCAGCAGAGGCAGAGUAUUGGAGAAUCAAGGCCAUGGCUCAGCAGGUUUUUAUGUUGGACACCCAGUGCUCACCGAAGACCCCCAACAACAAGGAGGGAUUUGAGCAUGCUCAGUCCUGUGUUCUCAUCAUCGAGCUGCCAUCAGAUCAACAGGCCAAUGGACAUACUCAGAAGAGGAAAAUAGGGAUCCCAUUCAGAACCAUUGUGGUCAGUCUGCUGUCCCAUCAGGUACUGCUCCAAAACCUGUAUGACAUCCUACUGGAGGAAUUUGUCAAGCAGCCUGAAGGUCAUGAAAAGGUCACUCCAGUGACCUCUGACCCCAGCCGGCCCACUGCAGGCUUUCUGCGCUACAUUUCCAUGACUAACCUGGCCAUAAUCCUGGACCUGUUGCUGGACUCGUACAGGACAGCACGGGAUUUUGACACAAGGCCUGGUCUGAAGUACCUGCUGAUGAAGGUGUCUGGUGUUUGUGGAGCGGCAAAUCUGUACCGUCAGUCGGCCAUGAGCUUCAACCUGUACUUCCAGGCACUGCUCUGUGCAACACUGAGCCAAGCUGAUGGCAUGACGGCACAGCAGGUGAAGAGGAUCCUAUACGAAGAGGAGGAGGGGAGCUCUGACUCCUCACAUCCCGGGUCUGCUUCCUCAGAGGAUGAAGAUAUCUUUGAAGAAACAGCACAGGUCAGUCCCCCUCGGGGCCGGGAUAAGCGUCACCAGUGGCGAGCCUCAAUUCCAUCACUGAGUGUGCAGCCGCUGGGCAGUGCAGAUUGGGCCUGGCUGGUUAAACGGCUGUACAAACUAUGCAUGGACCUGUGUAACAGCUACAUCCAGAUGCACCGCGACCUGGAGAGCACAAUGGAAGAGACAACACAUUUGAGAGGAGGCACCGGAGAGCAUGUCUUUUUCCUGCCUCUUUUUCAGUCUGAGACUUCCACACCAACAUCGGUGGGUGGGUAUUCAGCGAGGGGGACGCCUUCAGAGGAUUGUGGGUACAGGUGUCACACAGCAGAUGUGAGCACAGCAUCACCAGGAGACACACCCACACCCAGCCCAGGAUUCAGCUGUACCGGUAGUCUGCCUCACCACUUCAGGACUGGAGGUGAGGCAAAAGACUCUGGGAUCUCAGGAACCUCUGUAGGCGGAGCUCCUGGCACUGCUGGACCAGGCAGGAGAAAGGAAUGGUGGGAAAGUGCAGGCAACAAACUGUACACCAUUGCCACAGACAAAACCAUCAGCAAGUUGAUGAUGGAGUACAAGCGCAGGAAACAGCAGCAGCAGCAGCCGCAGCAGAGUCAUGUCAACCUGUUCAUGAAGGAACAGGGCCGUGUGGCGACAGCAGUAGUGGCUGCAGAGAGGAGGGGCCCAGUAGAGCCACAGAGGCCCCUCCAGAGGCCACAGCAACUACUGGACCAGCAAGGCCCACCACUGAGGCACUCGGUCAGCGCAGGGCCAGAAAUCCUGAGGCAGGAGAAAAGGCCCCGUUCCGGAUCCACAAUCAGCUCCCACAGCAUCUCACUGAGGGACUCCGAGGCUCAGAUACAGGCGUGGACAAACAUGAUCUUAACGCUCCUGAAUCAGGUCCUACUUCUGUCAGACCCAUCCUUCCUGGCCCUCCAGCCGGCGCUCUACCCCUGCCUCAGCCAGCUCUCCUGUCAUGUGACCGACACCCGAGUCCGCCAGGCCCUGCGGGAGUGGCUGGGCCGCGUCGGCCGACUCUAUGAUAUCAUUGUGUGAUGCCACACUGCUAACAGUUGUUUUGCAAAGGAUGAAUGAGCAGUGAACUCGGCAUAUAAAGCAGGCAGUAUGCAGGUAGACCGAAGAAGAGCGUGAUUUCUUGAUUAUGCAAAGGGAGAGAAAUGGCAUCAUGAUAACAUGUCACAGUGCAGCCAAUGGCAGACUCUGAUGGUGUAGUUUGGUAAUGGCAGAAGACUGAUUUGAUCAACAUACGUGAAACAUGCAGUUACUAGUUAUUAGUGUUUUGAUGUAAUUUCUGGAAUUAAGUAAAAUAAUGUUAUCUCUGUAUUCACAUUUUUAUUAUGCAUAUUGUUGUUUUUCUAAGUAACAAAAUAAGUUUAUUAUAUGGCAUUAUGUAAGAUUGCGUUUGCUUAUUAUAUAAACACUUUUUGGAAAACUAACAUCAGCUAGUGGCACCCCAACAAACUAGAAUAGCAAUUUCGAUAAAUUAAUGUAAUGGUUUUACUAGUUAUGAAAUAAUGUAGAACCUCCUUUCACUAUCAAUUAAGUAUGCGUUUUUAGCAUUUAACAUUAGCUGCUCACUGGCUAAGUGCAGCUUGUGGCUGGAGUCAGAAAGACUGAAGGGAUACUAUCCACUAUUGUUAAAGUUACUUUAGUUACCAAAAGAUUUUGGGCCUUUGAGGAAACAUUUAUGACUUUCUUACAUUGAUGAAGAUGUAGUUAUGUCUCACAUAGAUACAUUUCCAUUAGCACCAUGUUUUAGUUAGUCUUUCCAAAACAAGAAAAAUGUGCAUUUAUUUAAAAGUAAAUAUUUUUAAUUGUCAUUUCAUUAAAUUGUAAUUUUAAUUUACCAUAUUUAAAGAGAAAGACCAAAGAUAGCAUUAUUUUACAUACAUUUAAUGUGCAUUAGGCUUUUUUAUUUUGAAAAACUGGUAUUAAGUAGCUGCAUCUCUGCACAUGUUGGACCAAUCAGGUUUCCAGUCCAGAACGACUGCCACUUUUUAAAGAACAGAAAUGACAGCUGUACUGUUAUAGUGGACAUCAGAUGACAGUAUUUGGUUGGCUGAGAAGAUGUGGUGAAAAUGAAUGAAACAGUUUAUUUAUAUGUGAAGGAGCUAUGAGUAAUGUGUGAACCAAUGUGCCAUUUCUGCCUCUUUUUUGUUGGUUCAUUUUCCAAAAUACAAAAAAAAACAACAAAAAACCCCCCCAAACAUUUCCCUUGUGAUUUAACACUCAAACAUGAUUUGCUCUUAUCAGUAAUUCAGACCAAAUUACAUUUAAUCAUUACUAUUUCUCAUCACAUUUUACAUAAAGUGCCAAGUGCUUUACUGUACAGUGUCAUAUGAAUGUACACUGUCCUUGCAAAUUUCUGAUCCUUAAAAACAUGAGUAAACACUGAUUGGCCUUUUAAUAAGAGUAUGGGGCAUUGUUUUAACCAGUUAAAAUAUCAUUUGUAAUAAAUAAAAAACUAAUAAUGCGAGCAGUAAAGGGAUAUUUAUAAGGUCAGUUUUUGAAUUAUUAAUAAUAACCCUUAUAGAUCUAAUAUCUGCCCAAAAACAAAUAUUUGACUGUAUUUUGGUUAAAAUCCCAAAAUUAAGAACUUAAGUUCUAAAGCUUUAAACAGACAUAUCAAACAAUAGGUUGAAAAUUAUGUGUAACGUAUUUGAUUUCUUUUCUAGGUAUGAUGGUUGCCAUUUGCUCUGAACCACCUCAUACAAUGGCCAAAAUGAGACAAGUAAGGCACAAAUGUGUAGAGACGGGAUUUAACCCCUAACAUUUCAGUCCACAUUGAGACUUGCUGUAAUAUUAGAUGAAUGUGCCCUCUGUGGCAUGUGACAAUCAGUGUACGCAUAUUUCUGCACUGCAUCAUUCAACGAGGCAAGUGCUGGGAGUAACCUCUUAGCGAUUAUUUAAAUUCUCCAUAACAUACAAAAUCCAAAAUAUCUGAUUAUUUUAAGUGUGCAGAGCCAAAGAUGACACCAAACACAUACCAAAAGAGACCAAUAUUUAUUAAAGAAUUUAUCUUAAAAUUAGUUAAGCACGUUGCAGCAAAUGCAAAUCUGAUCACAACACCUACUAUAUCAGACUGUUUUUUUUAAUUUAUAUAUUUAUUUCUUCUGGAUCAGCCUGUGAAGCCGCAUGACAAUUGGUGGAGAAUUGAUGUGUUAUGGACGUUAAAGUGUAAAAGCUGAACACUCUGAAUGUGUUCUUCAGUAGGUCAGACUGUGUGUGAAUAUGUCGACAUAUCCAGCUUUAACUGUACGGCCCUUUUUUUCUGGAAUUUCUGGACCAAGUGUCAAGUUGAGCUGUUAGUUAUUUAUUUAAAUGUAAUAUGCCUUUAACAUAUAAAACCCACAUAUGUUUGCUUGUCAUGUAUGUAUGUGUAUUUAUGUAAAUGAGUUAUUAUUUAAAACAUGCUAUGUCAUAUGACUAUACACUGUUUUUUGCUAUUUCCUUUGCCUACUUUACCUCCUGAUGCAGCAGCUGUGCUUGAUACAGAUGUUUUAAUGAUAAAAGAAAAGCAAAAAUAUUCAGGGUUUCACAUAAUUAUCAGUUACACAAGCUAAUCUUACCAUGAAAACCACUUUAAAUCCAUCAAGUCAGUUACAUGAGAGAGAAGAAAUGGAAAUUACACAAAAAAAAGAAAACAAAGAGGCUCAUUGGGGUAAAUACAGGCAGCCAGUAUGCAGACAACCCCCUCUUAACUUUAGCACCAAGAAUAAAUGUAUGAUCCCCUAACCAGGAAAAUCAGCCACUGGCGUA